Messenger RNA from Linum trigynum, 3227 nucleotides. The record is from the annotation of a GenBank genome assembly. Lineage: Eukaryota; Viridiplantae; Streptophyta; Magnoliopsida; Malpighiales; Linaceae.
CUACAAGUACUAGUGCCCACUCAAUUUCGACUCGACAAAGCAACCAGUGUAGUUGUUAUCAAUGCUCCUUUGUAUGGUUUAAAAUUUAAAUGUAGGGAGCAGAGUAAAUAAAAGGUAUCAUGUUUCCUUUGCGGAAACUUCAGAAAUUAUUGUCUAAAAAAUGUUACAUGUAAGGAAUCCUUUGAAUGAUGCUAAGUUGGGGUAGUGGUUCGAUCCUCCUACCUGUAAAGCUAUUAAAGCUAUUCCUCUCCUGAGGUAGAAUGUGGAGGAUAGGUUGAUCUUGCAUUAUGAGCGGGAUGGGAUUUUCUCUGUUAAGUCGGCCUAUCACCUUGUUGUCUCCCUGGAGAAACGGAGUGGUCGUUGGAGGACCUCGGUCAGUUGGAUGGAUAAAGCUAGUUGGAUUCGAGUGUGGGGAGCUAAUAUUCUGCCUAAACUUAAGGUGUUUGUCUGGCAGAUUUUGAAUCGGAUCCUCCCAACUACAGAAGCUCUCAUUGAGAAGAAAGUUUGGUGCUUCCUCGAUGCCCGGUUUGCUGGGAUGCACCUGAAACAAUGGAACAUUUGUUCCUUUAUUGUCCGGUGGCCCGCGCUCUUUGGGAUUAUUCUGGGUUAGAGUACCUUGGUGAGAGUACCUUGGUGAGGGGCUGCCUCGUCAAACUUUUCCUUUAUUCCUUAAAAGGUUGUUGUCCUUAUAAUUCAUUAGCCAGAGCUGGUUAUGCCGGUCGUAGCCCGCCUAGUAGCGAAUAUGGUUAUCUCGUAACUGGGUUGUCUUUGAAGGCAAACAGUAUGGGAUCACGGCUCUUAUGCUUCAGUUUAACCAACAGUAUGAGAGUGGCGCUUUGGGCUUAUAUAGGGCCUACAUCUUCAUUAAGGCGCACACAUAUUCGUUUUAUGAGAGUGGCGCUUGCUUCACCCGGCGUUGGAAGGUUGGUAGUACUGCCGCAUUCAACGUUGAUGUGGAACUGACUAGUGUUGAGAAGGAGCAUGCGUGCCUGAUUUCCCUUCACCCGGUGAACUUAAGUUCCUUCGCCGCUCGAACCCCUGUGCUGCACGAGUAUUAUGCCGAUGGGGAAACAUAGAUGAGCCCAUAUAAGCCCAAAGCCUGAUGGGCUUGAAGCCCAUUAAUGGCCCAUUGAUACUUGACCUGGAUGGCACCAACGGUAAAGGGGGCGCAUGACGACAAAAUAGGCUCGUGGACAAAGAAGUACGGUUGAGAAGGGCCGGGAAAGCACCACGUAGGCGGAUGGUCCCCCCGUGCGCCCUGACACCAGAGUCGGACGAUGCGCCACAUGUAGGCGCUCGGACGUUGGACCAGACCAAGCAUUUAAUGCUUGGCUGACGUAAGGCUUGGUGGCAGGGGUUGGUCGGAGUCUGGUCGAGAAUCUCGAGUAGUAUAAAUAGCACUCGGUAGGUGGCAUUUAAGCAGGUCGGUUUUCUCACACUAAAACCUCUCUCUUCACUUAUCUCUCUAGAAUCACUACUGACUUGAUCGUCGGAGUGCUAACGGGCGGGUUUAGCCCUCUAGGCGUUAGUCUUGCAGGGCCUGGGCGCUUGGUGUGGAGAGAAGAAGGCGCGUUUAGCCCUCUAGGCAGAUGGAAGACUUGAACGAGGGGAAUGCAGGUGCCGACGAUGUGGGAACGGAGGACUCCAGUCAUGAGGGGAGCGAGCAGCGAUCUAGCCCCGUAGUGAGCAUGAAGGUAGAGGAAGAAAGCCGUGAGCGCCCAUCUAUGGAAAGUGAUUCGUUGUCAAAGAGGGAGCUGUUUAAGAUCAUUGCUGACCAAGACAGGGCAAUAGCCAUGCUUCGAAGGGAAUUGGAGGGAGGAAGGAGCGUUGAUACGAGGGAGUACAGCCCCCCGGCGAGAAAACGAUAUAGGCUCAUAGAUGAUUCGGAAGUUAGUGAGUACGGGCGCCCCAACUAUGAAGGGCCAAAUGUGGAAUCGACGCCGCCUAGGCUCCCGGGUGUGUGGAGGGCGCCAGGAGAGUUGGCCAUCCCAGGGCCAGAGGAGCAAAACCCAUGGACGCCUAGACGCUAGACCAGGCGCUUCGGGAUCGGGCAACCCUUAGCGCAAAGCGUGUUAAUGGAACCAGCAGGAACUACCCUCCCGCCUCUGACCAGCUAUGAUGGGGUCACUGACCCGGAGGAUCAUCUGAAUAGCUAUUUCACGAAGAUGCAGUUGUACAACAGCACGGACGCCACGUUAUGCAAGGUGUUCCCCUCGACGUUCGCAGGAGUAGUUUUGGAUUGGUAUCAUCAAUUAGGAGAAGGGAAGUAUUGUGGCACAAACAGGUGCUCAAGGCUAAAAAGUAAAAACUAGAUUAGCUACCAGUAGACUACAUGAUAAUUGUAUAAACUAAUAUUCUGGACGAGUCCUACUUAUUCAAAUUUUAUCUAAAUAUCCUUAAGGACAUGGGGGCUCGGAUCAGACUAAUCCCAGGGGGCCGGGGGCCAUCCUACCUUCGAAGUGGCUCCGCCCCUGCUGUCUAGAAUCACUCUCUGGCCACGAAAUUUGAAAUGAGAGAAUUCCAACCCAUGUUUUGUCUUUAUAUUUUGUAGAUCCGUAUCUUGCAAAUCGGCUCAUUUUAGACAGCACCAAAUUGUACUCACAAUUAAAUUCACAAAAAUGCUUUAUACCUUUAACAACAAACUGUUGGAACUUACACAUAUAUAACCAUUAAUUUGGAGCAUUAUCAUGUUACCGUCGAACUACAAGUGGUUCUCCAUGCAUACACUUGCUUCUUUAGUUCUACAUUCUAGAUAUAUUCAAAAUUGCCACUUUUAAUUACUGGUUAAUAAUCAUAACAAUAACAAAAUCAAUAAUCAUCGUCAUCUUUAAUGGCGGAAUGCGUACGUGACAUAUGAUAUAAAUUUCUGAGAUUCAAAUAAAACCAUCGAUUUGAUAAUAUACUCAAACAGAAGAACAAUAUAAAGCUUCCAUUUCUAUAUGAUAUGAAUUCUUGUAUUUAAGUACUCAAUUUUUCUUGCUCUAAUAAUAUAAAGGGGUAAUUAGUUGGUCGAUGAACUCUGCGUAUUUGGAGGGUUGAAUUUGUUCUUUUUUUUUUUGUACAUAUACUAUGCUUGUAAGACAAGGUCGUAUAGUUCCCCAUUUUCAAGGGCUAUAAAACUGUUUGUCUGAUUUACUAAAAUUUAGGCCAUAUUAUAAUCAGAAAUUUACGCAUAAAAAUUGCAAAAAAAAUAUAUCCACCAUCUAUAAUAACGGGAUACAUAACUG